GCGGGACUCACUACCUCUCGUCCAAUGACACUCUGGGCUCACCAAGUCACUAGUCACCACGAGUGACGACGAGUGCCGUCGACGUGGAGCAGAGGAGCGUGGAAGGCGAGCAUGCUGGCGAUCGGGGGGGUGUCGCCCCCACCAGGCCACCACGUUCCCUUCGCUCCUCUCAUCGCCUUCCACCACCGCCUUCUGCACCGCGCAGCUGUACCUGAAUAUCCUCAAGACACGGGUCACGGGGGAUCGCUAGUGGGGUUAUUCUGGUCGACGAAGCGCUGAAGGUGUUCGGUCAAAUGACGGUAAGGAGCGUCAUCACCUGGAAGGCUGGAAGUAAGUGUCAUCUCUUCGUUCUUGCGGUUUGGUCGCGGCCACGAUGCUGUGUCCUGGUCCAGGGAGCUCCCGAGAAGCGGCGAUGCAUUGUCAGAUCAGAUGGCUCGCUUGUUGCCGUGUUGCCUGCAUUUGGGCUUGGCAAAGCAAGUUCAUGAGAAAAUUGGAACGGGUUCCUUCUCAACAGGUGAAAAUGCACUGUUGAAUUCGUACUGUACUUGAGGUGCUCUAUGUGUGGCAGAGAAGCUGUCGAUGAGUUUAGAGAUGCGAUGCACAAAUAAACUCAUGCUUCCUGUUCACCUACAAUGGCAUUGAAGUAAAAGGGGCAGAAUUCACUUGGUUUGCUUGGAAGGAGCAAAAUGGUCAAUUUCCUGCCAAAAUAACACCCCACUAACAGCACAUGGACGGAAAUGGUGCUGAGGGAAUCUGUUAUUUCAUUUGAUGGCACCAAAGAGAAAUUCAAAAAAAUUCAACGGCAUCGAGAGAAGCGCUAUAAUGUCCAGGGCUGGGCCAUGGCAUGGCUGUUGUAAGGGACAGUGCGUCGGUGCGUGUGGUGCAUUUGUUUAAAGAGCAAGGCACAAUUCCAGCUUUAUCCUUUGGCUCCCACACCAAGCAAAGCAAAGAACCUACGUGCCUUCACACUGUAGUGAAACUGUGAAAGCAGCGAGAGCAGAAUUUAAAGGCAAAGUAAGAAGUGACAUCAGAAGCUCCCUGCAGAUUUGCAUCAAACUACACCAUCGACAGUUAGCAAGUUCCUCAUCCUCCACACUAGGGCGUCUUCGCAAUAUUUCUGCUGUAGCGCUAGCAUUGGGUAGUGGACACGACAUAGCUGCUCCCAAGACAAAAGACACAUAGUGCAACAGAUGGGUGCGGAGACUUCUAAGCCCGAGGUCAUCAAGCCUGAGUUUAAGGGAUUUGAUGCUAAUACUGUUGAAGAGGCUGUGAAAAUAAUAGUUCCUUAUUUAGAGGACACAAGAAUACAAAACCAAGUCAUCUACUUUGAUGGAUGGAAUGGACUUGGUGCAUCUGCUGUCCUUAACUCGAUCGCUGAACACCCUCCUCCGUCUGUUAGAAACAAAUUUCAGAAUAUUAUACACAUUGAUUGCUCAAGAUGGAGAAACCGGAGAACAGUCCAGAGAAUGAUGGCACAGAAACUAAGGCUUCCUCAACAUGUAAUGGCUAUCUUUGAUAAACAUGAUGAAGAUGAUGAUUUAGCUGGUAUAGAUGAAUGCUCUAGGGUUGAGAUAAAAGUGGUCAGGAAAGAGAUCUCCCGAGCUCUACAAGGACAGAACUCCUUAGUAGUCUUCCACAAUGGGAGCCAUAGCAUGGUUAACUUCAAUGACCUUGGCAUUACUCUAGAUGCUGCAGAUCCUUCAUCAAAUAUUCUUCGGAAGGUACUGUGGACAUUCCAAGGAAGGCUUCGUGCCAUCAAUGCACGUAAGGAAAUACAGGGAACUGAGGCAGUGGACACUUCAUAUCUGUACCUUGGUUCAAUUUUUUCUAAGGAAAACUCUGAUUUAUCCCACAGGGUUGAAAUACUGCGUGAAGAAGCUACAAAAAUAGCACAAUACACGAAUAAGCUUAUGGUCACUAGGGAAAUAGCUGAAGUGUGUUGUAAGUACUUGUUAUCAUUGCAUUCCAACACUACCACCUCUCUGGACUUCAACUGGGCCAUUCAUGCAUCAAAUUAUUGGGUUUGUGAUGGGAUUCUACAAGACCUCCAGCAAGAGGAAGCAUGGGAGGUUGCCACUGCGUUGCAUGAAGAGUUGCAACUGGAGGACCACUCAACUUAUAUAACGCCCUUUUCCGGUGGUGAUACAACAUCUUGGAUUGUGGCCACAAAAGGUGUUGUACCAACAGUACAACCUGAAACGUCAUCAUUCUUUUUGGCAAUUAAGGAAAAAAAAUCGCUAGUGUCAUUACCCAAGGGCAUGUUCCAAAGAUCAGAGCAACUUCAUGUAUUGAAACUCUGCCACUGCACCUUCAACUUUUCUUCACCUCCUUUCCUUUGUUGCCGAAACAUAAGAUUCCUUGGAGUUGAUAGCUGCAAGGAUGAACCACAAGAUAAACCAGAAGAAUACAAAGAACAAGAAGAGGAAGGAAAUUUCAGACCAACAAUAGAAGGAGAAUUCUUUCAAAGCCUAUGGGUGCUAGACGUAUGCCAAACAGAUUGGGAAUUGACUUUAUCCCCAAAUGCAAUAGAGACGAUGGCAACAAACAUUAGGGAGAUACAUAUAAAGAGCGGAAGAAUAUGGCACAACAAUCUUUCGUGGACAUGUCUGGGGAACAUUCACAAGCUUCGACUGAUCAACCCUACACGUCCUUGGGAGACAGGUAAUGAGGAUGAAUUUAAGGAUAUGGUGAAGCUGGAGCUUCUUGACCUGUCAGGGAAUACCACAAUACAAUUUUUGCCAAGCUUGUCAGGUGCAGUUGGCCUCAAAACCCUUAUUCUAGAUGGUUGUAUUGAAUUGCAACAUGUUAUGCCCAAAACACUCCCUCCAACUCUUGAAACAUUUAGCUUAGACGGAGGAUCUAAACAAACUAAAAUCUCAUGUAUCUCCUUGGCUGGUUGUGCAAGAUUGGUCAAUUUCAGAUUGUGUGGGUCAGUACUGAACCUUGAGGAGCUGGAUCUCUCUAACACAUCAAUAAAAAAACUUGACCUCACUGACAAAGUGGUGCAGGUCCCAGGCCUACAGCGCAUCAUCUUGCUGGGAUGUGAGCGGCUCCGUGCUGUCUUAUGGCCAAAGCAUGGAAUGCCCAAACUAAUGGUGCUAGGCAUUGACACUCGGGGAGGCACAGAAGCAGUUAGUUCGAAAACACUACAUAACUCUUUUUUCAAUAAAGAACGAGAAGAAGGUUGCCGUGCAUUUAUUGCUAUCUCAGACAUGAGGUUCGCUGAGUCAUUGGUGCUAGCAAGUGGCAAUAAGUUUUGCUGGAACACUGAUCCUAGAUAUGAUCUGAAUAUUUGCCUGUACUCUACUAGCAAAUGUGUUGAACAAAACUAUAACAACGUGAAAAUGUGCCCUCUACAGAAGUGCAGUGUAGGUCAUGAUAGCACUAGUGUGUGGCAGUUUCUUUCACUCGACCGCCAUGUAGAGAUUUGGUGAGGGAAUAAGCAACUCGAAUGUGGUCACCGUACGUGGGAGAAGGGCUGUAAUCCUUUUGAUGAAUAGGGUAUACUCGUUGUUUGUGCAUGACAAUUCUUCCAUCAGCACCGUUAUCCCCGAGAGCAUGAUGUCAAUAGAAGUAGGGACAAGAAAGUCAAAGAUUUAUUGGUCUUGUCUCAGGUGGUGCCGUGUCGAGAGAUGCCCCAACAUUGACACUGUGUUUGCCACUAACUAUGAUAUUGUUUGCUUUAAUGAACUAGAGGCGUUUUGGGCAGCUGAUCUCUUGAUAGCGCAUUGCAUUUGGAGCAAAGGAAGAACAGUCAACAUCAAGGACACUGAAUCCUUUGCAAAACUGCAGGCUAUACAUCUCCACUCCUGUCCUAAGCUUACAUUUGUCCUUCCACUGUCAUGGUUCUAUACCCUGCCCAGCCUUGAGACUCUUCACAUCGUCUAUUGUGGUGACCUCAGUCAGGUAUUCCCUGUGGAGGCAGAGUUUCUGAACAAAUUGGGUACUGGCCAUCAAAGAGGUGUCCUGGAAUUCCCAAAGCUGCAGCACAUAUAUUUUCAUGAGCUCCCCAAGCUGCAUCAGAUAUGUGAGGCCAGGAUGUAUGCUCCUGAGCUCAAGACCAUCACAGUGAGGGGAUGCUGGAGCCUUAAGCACCUCCCAGGCACCACUGACCGCCCAUACGAUCGCCCUGUCGUGGACUGUGAGGUCGGCUGGUGGGAGAAACUCGAGUGGGAUGGGAGGGAGGCUAGCCACCACCCUUCCUUCUUUGACCCACGCUACGUCAGUUGACUAGGAGGAAGGAAGUUUCACCUUUAUCCUUUAGCUCCAACCCCAAGCAAAGCAAAGAACCAUCAGCCUUUACUUUAGUGAAAGCACUGAAAGCAGAAUCUAAAGGCAAAGCUACAUAAGAAAUGGCAUCAGAAGCUCGUUGCACAUUUGCAUCAAGCUACAACAUUGACAGUUAGCAAGCUCCUUGUGUUACAGAACUAUAGCUUCCUUUUGUCAAAUAUUAUGCGGUGUGGCACUGGCACUGGAUAGUGGAUACAUAGCUGCUCUCAAGAUAAGGGACAUCAGGCAGAACGGAUGGGUUCGGGGUCUUCAAAGUCAGAGUUUGAGGACUUUCAUGCCAAUGCGGUUGAAGAGGCUGUGAAAAACCUAGCUCCUUAUUUGGAGGACACAAGGGUGCGAAACCAGGCCAUUUACUUUGAUGGAUGGGAUGGACUUGGUGCAUCUGCUGUCCUUAACUCGAUCGCUGAACGCCCUCCGCCAUCUCUGAGGAACAAAUUUGAUGAUAUUAUUCUACACAUUGACUGUUCAAGGUGGAAAAGCCGGAGAGCACUGCAGAGGACAAUUGCACAGAAACUAGGGCUUCCUCAACAUGUCAUGGCUGUUUUUGAUAGACAAGACGAAGAGGACGAUCUAGUUGGAGUACAUGAAGGCUCAAGAACUGAGAUAAGAGACAUCGGGAGAGAGAUAUAUCGAGUCCUACAAAGACAGAGCUUCUUAGUGGUCUUCCAUAACGGGAGUGAUACCAUGGUUGACUUCAAUGACUUUGGCAUCCCUCGAGCUGCUGCAGAUCCUUGGUCAAACAUUAUCCGGAAGGUAUUGUGGACCUUCCGUGGAAGGCUUCAUGCCAUCAAAGAAACGGAGGAAGUUUCAGGUCAUCUCAAACCUGAUAAACGACAACCAAAGGGAACUGAGACCGUGGACACUUCAUAUCUUUGCUUUCGUUCGUUAUUUUCUGGAGGCCCAUCAGAUGUAUCUUCGUACAGGCUUCAAAUACUGUGUGAGGAAGCUGCAGCAAUAGCUCAAUACACGAAUAAUCCUAUAGUCACUCAGGAAAUAGCUGAAAUAUGCUGCAGGUAUUUGUUAUCAUUGAAUUCCAAGGGGAAUGGCAAGCUAGAUUUCAACUGGAGUGCUCAUGCCUCCAACUAUUGGGUUUGUGAUGGGAUUCUAAACGAAUGCCAACCAGAGCAAGCAUGGGAGAUUGCCGCUUCUCUGCACAAAGAGUUACGACUGGAGGGCUACUCAUCUGCUCGUAAGUUCUGUCAUCCUGGUGCUGACACAACAUCCUGGGUUGUAACCAUCAAAUCUAGUGAAGAUAUUGUACCAACUGUGAAGCCAGAGACAACGUCUUUCUUUUUGGCAGUCAAAAGAAAACAUGGCCAUUCGGUUUUGCCAUUACCCAUGAAAAUGUUCCAAAGAUCCGAGCAACUUCAUGUUUUGAAGCUCUACCACUGCAGCUUCAGCUUUGCUUCACCUCCAUUCCUUUGUUGCCUAAACCUAAGAUUUCUUGGACUUGAUAGCUGCACGGAUCAUCAAUCAAUGAAACCGAAAGAAAACAAAGAAGAGGAGUCGGAGGAGGCAGGGGCAGAGGGGGAGGAGGAGAAUACAGCAACAAUCGAAUUCUUUCAAAGCCUAUGGGUGCUUGACAUAUGUUGCACUGAUUGGGAAUUGACUUUAUCCCCAAAUACAAUAGUGAAAAUGGCAACAAACAUUAGGGAGAUAAACAUAAAGAGGGGAAGAAUCUGGCACAGCAGUAUUUCAUGGAGAUUUCUUGGUAACAUUCACAAGCUUCGAGUGAUUGAGCCUACAAGUCCUUGGGAGACAAGUAAUAAGGAUGAAUUUAUGGACAUGGUGAAGCUGGAGCUUCUUGACCUGUCAGGGAAUACCACAAUACAAUUUUUGCCAAGCUUGUCAGGUGCAAUCAGCCUCAGAACCCUUAUUCUAGAUGGUUGUAUUGAAUUGCAACAUGUUGUGCCUGAAACACUCCCUCCAUGGCUUGAAACAUUUAGCUUUGAUGGAGGAUAUAAACAAGCUAAAAUCUCAUGUAUCUCCUUGGCUGGUUGUGCAAGACUGGUCAACUUCAGAUUGUGUGGGUCAGUACAGAACCUUGAGGAGCUGGACCUCUCAAACACAUCAAUCAAAACACUUGACCUCAGUGAUAAAGUGGUGCAGGUCCCAUGCCUAGAGCGCAUCAUCUUGCUGGGAUGUGAGCGGCUUCGUGCUGUCCUGUGGCCAAAGGAUGGAAUGCCCAAUCUAAUGGUGCUAGGCAUUGACACUCGGGGAGGCGCAGAAGCAGCUAGUGCAAAAACAGUACAUGAUAACUUUGCCAUCAGUAAAGAACGAGAAGAAGGUUGUCGUGCAUUUGUUGCUGUUAUGGAAAUGAGGUUCCUUCAGUCGUUGGUGCUAGCAAGUUCCAAUAAACUUUGCUGGGACACUGACCGUAAGUAUGAUCUUAACAUCUGCUUGUCUUCCUCUAGGAGUAGCAGCAAAGGUGUUGGACAACACAGCUACAAGGAGGAGACGAUGGGCCCUCUGCAGAAGUCGAUGAUCACCUCCAAGACUUACCUGACCUACAGCGAUGUGAAUAUUGACAAGGCAGGUAGUGUGAGGCAGUUUCAGCCACUGCACCGUCAUGUAGAGAUUGGUGAGGGAAUAAGCAACUCUAGCAUGGUAACCGUUCGUGAAAUCAGCGCUGCGAUCCUUUUGAUAAAUAGGGUCUACUCAUUGCUCGUGCAUGACAAUUCAUCCAUCAGGACUGUUAUCCCUGAAAGCAUAAUGUCUAUAGACACGAAGAAGGUCUAUUGGUCUUGUCUCAGGUGGUGCUGUGUCGAGAGAUGCCCCAGUUUGGACAGUGUCUUCGCCACUAACUACGAUGCCGUCUGCUUUAAUGCUCUAGAGACCUUCUGGGCAGCUGAUCUCUUGGUGGCCCGAUGUAUCUGGAGUAAAGGAAGAACAACUAAUGUGAAGGACACCGAAUCCUUCGCUAAACUGCAGGCUAUACAUCUCCACUCCUGUCCUAGGCUGGCAUUUGUCCUCCCACUAUCGUGGUUCUACACCCUGUCCAGCCUUGAGACCCUUCACAUCGUCUAUUGUGAUAACCUUGGUCAGGUUUUCCCCGUAGAGGCAGAGUUCUUAAACGAAAUAUCUACUGGCCAUCCAGGAGGUUUGUUGGAAUUCCCAAAGCUGAAGCACAUCUGGCUACAGGAGCUACCCAAGCUGCAGCAGAUAUGUGAAGCCAAGAUGUUUGCUCCGGAGCUCAGGACCAUCACCUUAAGAGGAUGCUGGAGCCUUAAGCGCCUCCCCGCUACCGCCGACCGCCCAGGUGAUCGCCCUGUCGUGGACUGCGAGAAGAAUUUGUGGGCGAAGCUGGAGUGGGACGGGAAGGAGGCUGGCCACCACCCUUGUCUCUUCGAGCCACGCCACUCCAAGUACCACAAGAAGAGAGUUCUUAGAACCACGCUUCUCCGAUGAGCCAAACUGACCCUGGUAGGUAAGAAUAAAUAUAUAGCUUCCUGUUGUUUUUUCCGUUUCACGUUGGAUUGUGUAUCAUAUGCAAUACCAUAAUCCAUAAUCUACUGUACUGCCGCCAUGGAACAUCUUUUAGCUAUCCUGCAUGCUGUUAGAGAUGGAACUAAGAACAAAUACUUAUACACACAUUGUUAGAUGUGUUGUGAUCGGCUUAUGGUCUUCCUGAGCUGCACAAGUUUGUAUUUUCCUUUUGUUUAUCUCGUUAGUUAAUCAUUUACAUUAUCAAUUAUGUAAGUUUAAUUUGGUGCUGUGCUGGAUUGAAGGC
Molecule: messenger RNA, 8020 nt
Organism: Zea mays
Lineage: Eukaryota; Viridiplantae; Streptophyta; Magnoliopsida; Poales; Poaceae
Exons: 6
Coding region: 4525-7698 (1057 amino acids)
Source: RefSeq, a predicted model, not a curated record